Messenger RNA from Prorocentrum cordatum, 673 nucleotides. Lineage: Eukaryota; Dinophyceae; Prorocentrales; Prorocentraceae. The record is from the annotation of a GenBank genome assembly.
CCGCGCGCGCACGCGCGCGCGGGCGCCGCGCCGCCCGGCGGGCGCCGGCGGCCUUUUGCUCUGUCGGGCAAUGCCCGCGGCACGGGGCCCACCAACGACGCGGGCGCCGGACGCGAGCGUCGCGCAGGAGCUCGGAGAGUUCACUGAUCGCCAGAUGGCGCAGCUGCGCGGCGUGAUCGAGGAGUCCCUCAGGGCCGUGCUCCUGCUGGAGCGCGGGGCGAGCCACGGGUGCCAGCACGAAGGAGGUCCUAGCUGCGGCCAUCAGCACUCCGACGGCGCGAACCUGGUCGGCGUGGUGGAGUUGGACGGCGGCCCCCUGGGGCACUGCGGGACGAGUCAGUCGUCGGCGGUCGGCGGUGCCCUGUCGCUCGAGAUUGGCGGGGCGGCCAGUCCGGGGUCGAAGAAGGCGACAAGAGGCAGGAGUGUGGAGGAGAACACCACGAGGAAGCUUGUGAAGGAGAUCAGGGGGUCACGGGAGUCGUUGUGCAGCGACGGGGCGUUGUCCCCGAUGCGGACUUUGAUCAUGGCCAGUCAUGAAGGGCUCAAGUCAUUGUGUCACAAGCUAGUCCACGAGAACCCAUAUUUUGAUUCUGUGAUGGGUGUUGUGAUAAUUGCGAACUCUGCGGUCAUUGGUAUCGAGACGCAGAUGCGAUUAGACAAUGAGAAUGAGGAG